Epinephelus moara (kelp grouper) is the source of this 2549-nucleotide messenger RNA. It is a transcript of the gene ska2, whose product is annotated as spindle and kinetochore associated complex subunit 2. The record is from RefSeq and is a predicted model, not a curated record. The transcript has 8 exons. Gene Ontology annotation, biological process: cell division; chromosome segregation; mitotic cell cycle. Gene Ontology annotation, cellular component: outer kinetochore; spindle microtubule. NCBI's taxonomy places the organism in Eukaryota, Metazoa, Chordata, Actinopteri, Perciformes, Serranidae. Gene Ontology annotation, molecular function: microtubule binding. The coding region runs from base 12 to 686 and encodes 224 amino acids.
GGGGAUUCAACAUGGAGACAACAGUUGAAAAGCUUGAGGCGAUGUUCCUGAAGUCAGAGGCAGACCUGGACUACAUUGAGAAGCGCCUCAAGCUGGACUUCAUCAACAGCGCAGCAGAGAAUGGAUGUCCUGCUGAGGAGAACCCGGCAGUGAUGCUAGAGAACCUGAGAGCCAUCAAGGCCAAACACACAGAGCUGUGCUCUCAGGUGAAGGAGAUCGCAGCUGCACAAAAAGAAUCGAUGGACUCCAUCAGAAAUAACCUCAGUAGUGCCAUGGAGCUGGUCCAACACUUCCAGCAGACUACUGAUGUGGAGGUCCAGCCACUGACGGAGUCAGAGCAGAAGUCAGCCGAGCUCCUGGGUUCAGCUGUCACUGACACCACGACACAGGUGCCUCCUGCUGAAGCAGCCUCUGGCCAACAGCAGCCACUGAGCUGUGAGUACGAGGAGGUGAGUGAAGCCAUGUUGGAGGCGGUUCCACUCAGCAUGCGCUCCAACAUUAAGCUGGCUGACCUCAAUGUGUUCUACCAGCAGCUGCAGCAGCACCUCAGCAAAGACAGUGGCUCCCUCAGUAUGCAGAAGAUAAAGCAGUUGAAGAUGAAGGUGAGCGAUACCAAGCUGAAGGUCUUGCAGCACCUUUCUUUAGUGGAACUGGACAAGAAAGGCCACGUUCGCCUCAUCAUGUGAGGAGAAUCAACAGUUGGAGACUGUUGAGUGGGUGGGUGCUGUCACUGCUGCAUUUGGCUGCUCCUGCCUCUGAACCUGGAGUGUUGAGGAUGAGCUUACUGAAGAAUCAGACUGCAGAGGCUUUGGGGCCAUGAGCACACCAGACAAGCCCAGUCCAGAUUUCCCAGAAGAAUAUACAACCAUUUUUAGAUCAGAAACAUGAGUAUCAGCACAUGUAUCGAAACAUUUCAUACCCUAAGAGAAGUCUUCUUCUCUCCUACAGCUGAUAAUGCACAGCUCUAGAACAAAGUCACAUUAUUAGAGUUGUGAUAAUUGCAUGGACGUCAUUCUUGAUAAAUGUCUUCAUAUAUCUGCAUAUCGGUGAUGCUGAUAUUUUGUUAUACAGCAGUCUGACUGUCAGUAAGUCAAAGGGGAGAUAUUUCUGUAACCCAAAGGAGCAGUAUUAAUGUCAUUAACGGGCACAGGCUAACAGUGUCUAACAGUUACAUUCACCUUUACACCUGUGGACAAUUCAGUGUCCAUAACAUUCAAGAUGUUUUUGAUGAGAGGAGAAAAAUUUUGAAGUUUAUGGGCAUUAACAUCUUUUGCUUAGACCUGUGUAGGGCUGUAACCAACCUAAGAAAAUCCCGGUCAACUGAAAUUCUACCUGCUCUUCAACAAUUGAUUGGUUAGUGGAGAAAAAAUUCUGCAUGUUAUCUCUAGAGUAACUUAAUUGCCACAGUGCACUGAGUGCACUCUACCUGGCGGCGUUGUGUGUUCACCAAAGUGUUUUUUUUCCCUGUUGCAGAGCUCGACAUUAACACUUGCCCAGGGCAAGUUAACUCUGUGUUCAGGCUAAUGGAAUGCCUCAAGUGAAAAAUAAAUGUGAUGUCCACUGUAAUAUUAUCUAAAAAAUAAAGUGUGCACUGUAAUGCUUUGCCAGCUGGGCUGCAUGCGUGAGUCCAUCUCUAAGGAUCCUUGUAGCUUUAUGGUAGAUGUUCUUGAGCCUCUCAGUGCUGCCUGGUGAAACUGAUACCUUCUUCCUGACCUCAGUAGGUAGAAAAAGCAGUUAUCCUUGUGGUUGAGAUCUUUAAUGUUUCUCCUGGCCUUAUUUUUGUAGUGUUUGGAGUAAAAGUCUUUUUAUGUAGCAUAGCGCAGCGCUUAUAGAGUGUUCAGAUAAAGGAACCACUCUUUGCGGGGCCUUGUGGUCCUGUUAGGUGCUGUUUACGUACCAGGCAGUGAUGUGUCCGUCAUGAUGCACUCUAUAGUGCAGGAAUAAAAAAUCCUUAGUAUUUCAGGGGAUACCCAGAAUUUCCACAGGUGUCUCAGGUCAAACAGUCUCUGCCUUGCUUUUCAGCAUGCAGUGCCCAGCUAUAGGUACUUAAGGGUAUACACCCUCUCCACCGAGGACCCAUUUAUAUUUGAUUUUUCGAAUUAAAAUUUAGAGUUGAUAAAUGUUUAACUGUGGAUAAAAGGCUGCACUCGUCAGUGUCACCAGCCGUCCAAUCUCAGUGAAGAAGGGGCAGGACAAGACCACAAAGAGCAACUGUCAAAGAGGACAAAUGCAAGUGCUGAACGACAACAACCAAUGUUUUCAGCUGUGAAAAGAACUCUUUGGUGGACACGUGGCCUUAUUAAAGUAACACCAGUGAUUGUACACCCAGUGGUUGGACAAAAGCAUAUUGACCAACCAGUCGAACAACUGACCAGAAGGUGACAGCCCAAGACUUGUGUUCCCCUGUGGAGAGGACAGGGAGGGGACCCUGUGGGCUGUUUAAGUGGAAAGAUGGUGUUGUUUUAAAAUCAGACGGUGUCUUUGGUAUAUUUUUAUUUCCUUAAACAUCCUUAAACAGCACAAUAUGAAAUAAAAACUUUUGCACAGAG